AUGAUUGUCGGUGCUGCGGCUGGAUAUCUUACCUACCAAGCAGGAAGAGCUAUUAUCCGAUCAAUGGCUGGACCAAUGAUGUGGAACAAUCGUCCGUACUACUGGGGAUCGAAUUAUUAUCGUCCACAAAGGAUGCAAGAACACAUGUGCAGGAUGCCUAUUGAUCCAAGUGAUCCACAAUUUGGCAACAUCUAUGAACCGGUGGGUGUAAAACUUUUGAUUUGA
Strongylus vulgaris is the source of this 225-nucleotide messenger RNA. The record is from the annotation of a GenBank genome assembly. Lineage: Eukaryota; Metazoa; Nematoda; Chromadorea; Rhabditida; Strongylidae.